CAGGCUCGGGACGUGAACAUCUUGAUCUGGACCUCGCGCAAGUCGGUCGAUCAUGGAACAAAUGAUCGCGUUAUGAUCCAUGGUGAAGGUACACGGGCUGCUGGUCGCAGGUCCAGGUCUGAAGCUCGAAUUGGCGAGAUGUUGGGCCCGCGAGACAGUCGACCCGCGCCGAGCAUCUUUGGGUCUCGGAGCAAUGUAGUAGCCAAUCAGGCCGGUUAUCUGGCCUGUCCCAUACCCGAA
This is a messenger RNA of Pelagomonas calceolata, 240 nucleotides long. Lineage: Eukaryota; Pelagophyceae; Pelagomonadales; Pelagomonadaceae. The record is from the annotation of a GenBank genome assembly.